AUGGCUUUGAGUAAUAGAGACAGAAGAAAUGGAUUAAUCCUUUCAAAUUCAUACCGCAGUACCCAGCAAAGAUCUUAUGGGAAAUUCAAUAAAAGAAAAGCCAAAUAUAAUCUGAAUGAUAUUGUCCUGGAUAUCAAUAAGGAUUCAAAUACAGAACAUGAUGGUGGUAUUGCAGCUGAUUUUGAUAUUUCAAACGAUUCUUUCAAAAUGACUGAUGAUGAAGAUGAUGAAGAAAAUACUCCUAUUAAUGACGAGGAAGCUGAUUUCAACAAGAAAAUUUUGGAUUUUGAUAAUGAUAUGAUGAAUGCUUCAAGUGAUGAUGAUUUUGGUGAUGAACCUUAUGGAAGUGCUCAAAUAAUAAAUAUUGCAAUUUCUGAUAAUGAAGAUAGUGAUAUAAUUAUGGAAAGUCCAGAAAAAAGGAAACCAAUUCCACAAUUAACCACUAAUAUUGCUCCCGUUUCAAGUACACCUCAAAAAAAUCGUGCAACUUCUAGAAGAGAAUCAAAACCAUUACAAGAUCUUUCAUCUUCUCCUAAAAUCAAUAACAAUAUUAAUAUUGAAGCUAUUAACGAUAAAAGAGUUCCAUUAGGUCCUGCACCAAGUUUCCAAAGAAAUAGCUCUGCUGGGUUACAACAGUUUAGAAAUAGAAAUUCAUUAAAUUCAAAUAGUUCCAAAAGAUGGUCUUUAUUAUCGUUCAAUAAUGAAUCUUUGGAAAAAGAAGUUUCAUCAAAUAACAAAUCUAAAAGAUUUUCAAUGGCUUCAACUCAUUCCACAACUUCUACAACAAAAGAUAAAUCUAAGAGAUUUUCAAUUGCAUCAACAUCAUCUCUUACUGAAUUGAAUAACCCAAAUAGAAACAAAAGAUUCUCAAUGGCAUCAACUCAAUCAACUUCUUCAGGUAAUUCUCUGAAAAAUGUCAUCAAUAAAGUUGGUAAUGUACUUUCAUCUGUUUCAGUUAGUUCAAUUGAAGAUACAAGUGAAUCAAAUACCCCAUAUAAAUCUGUUCAACCUGGUGUUGUUGGUGAACAACAACAACAGAAGAGAUUCAGUACAUCAAGUUCAAUUUUAGAAAAUCAAUCUUCACCAUUACCAAUGAGAACUUAUAGUCAUGCUAGUACAUCUUCAACAAAUAUUAAUAUCAAUACAGCAUAUCAUUCAAGAGAUAAAGAAUAUACAAAACAUACAUCACAACAACAACAGCAACAGCCACAAGUUUUACAUAGAAAACCUUCAUUACAACCACCAUCAUUAUUGGAACCACAUCAAUCAUCACAAACAUUGUCUUCUUUAUCAAGAAGAAAAGAAUCAGAUGCUUCAAGUAUGAUUAGUACUUCAAGUAUAAGAACUAGUAAAUCAAGAUUUAGACUGUCUUCAAUUUUUUCAAGUAAAAAAACUGAACUUGGUAAUAAUGGUAAUGGUAGUGCUAUUGCAAAUGAUAAUGAAUCAAUUAGAUCUCUUAGAGGUAAAUCAUCAUUUAGUGAUAUGAGAAAAUCAGUUUUAUCAAUGUCACCAAGUAAACAUAAUUUAUUUAGAUUAGCAAGAAAAGAUAGUUUAAAUGAUUUAAAUAAAAAAUCAAGUUUGGAUAAAACAAUGAUUUCAUUACCAAAACCUGAUACAAAUUCAAGAGAAAAAUUGAAAACAAGAUUAAGAAAUAGUUCAUCGAUUAUUUCAAUUAAUUCUGUUAUUUCAAGACAACCAACUAAUCAAACAAUGGUUUCUUCUGCAAAUUCAAACCCAACCACUAUAAUGACUUCAAAUGAAUAUGAUUCUAAACAAUUGAAUAAAUUAGUUACAUUAACAAGUUAUCCAGAAGUUUUAAAUUUUAAUAAUUAUAUUUCAGUCUCUUCAAAUGCAAAUAAUCAAGUUUUAAUUAAAUUUGCCGAAGCUUCAUAUAGUGAAGUUUAUCUGUUGAAAAAUUAUCAAACUAAUGAGAUUUUAAAAAUUUUCAAAAUCAUACCUUUUGGUGAUGGUAAUUUUGAACAACCUUCAAUCGAUAAUGUUAUUCAAGAAUUGAAAAUUACACAAAAAUUAAGUACAAUAGAUGGAUUUAUUAAAUUGAAUGAAGCAUCUGUUGUUAAAGGUAGUUAUCCAAGAUUAUUAUUAAAGUUAUGGGAUGAUUUUAAUGAACUGAAAGAAAGUGCAAAUUAUAGACCUGAAUAUGAUCAAGAUCAAAAAUAUUUAAUUAUGGAUCUAGAGUAUGGUGGUAUUGAUUUAGAAAAAUUUCAAAUUAAAUCAUGGGAACAAUCUUCUAAAAUUUUUUGGGAAAUUGUUAAAACUUUACAAAAUGCUGAAGAGAAAUUCCAGUUUGAACAUAGAGAUUUACAUUGGGGUAAUAUUGUUAUUAAAGAACAAGAGUUAAAUAAAGCACCAAUUUCAAAUGAAGAUGAAGAUAUUGAAGAUGUUAUGAGAGAUUUAUCAAUUAUUGAAGAAGAACAUGGUAAUGAACAACAGUCAGCACAAGGACUUGAAGUCAAAUUAAUUGAUUAUACACUUUCAAGACUGAAUGGUGAUGAAAAUGAUGAACAAGAUGUAAUUUUCACUAGAUUAGAUCAUCAAGAUUUUUUCAAAGGAUGUGGAGAUUAUCAAUUUGAUAUCUAUAGAUUUAUGAGAAAUGAAAUUAAAUCAAUUCAAAAAAGUUCAAGUUCAAAAGAUGAAAUUGAUUGGUCAUUAUCAAGUUUUAAAAAUAAUUUGUAUUGGCUACAUUAUUUAUUAGAUAAAUUAUUAUUUCAUAAAAAAGAUUAUAUAACUUCAAAUCAUAAUUCUAAAGAUGAUCAAUAUUAUAAAAAUUUACAAUAUGUUUAUAAAUCAUUAGAUCCAAGAAGAAAGAAAUUAAAUAAUGAUUCAAUUCCAAAUUUCCAUAAAUCAAUUAAUGAAUCAUCACUUUCAAAUAAAUCAAAUAAAAAGAGACAAGUUGUUUAUUUCCAAGAUUUCCAAAAUUGUUCUGAUGUGUUGAAAUUUGGUGAAUUUUAUGAAUUAUUAUGA
This is a messenger RNA of Hansenula ciferrii, 2982 nucleotides long. RefSeq names its product protein kinase ALK1 (gene ALK1). Gene Ontology annotation, molecular function: ATP binding; histone H3T3 kinase activity. Gene Ontology annotation, cellular component: cytoplasm; nucleus. Gene Ontology annotation, biological process: intracellular signal transduction; protein phosphorylation; mitotic cell cycle. Lineage: Eukaryota; Fungi; Ascomycota; Saccharomycetes; Phaffomycetales; Wickerhamomycetaceae. The transcript has a single exon. The coding region runs from base 1 to 2982 and encodes 993 amino acids. The record is from RefSeq and is a predicted model, not a curated record.